Messenger RNA from Papaver somniferum (opium poppy), 1857 nucleotides. RefSeq names its product hexokinase-1-like. Gene Ontology annotation, biological process: intracellular glucose homeostasis; glycolytic process; glucose 6-phosphate metabolic process. NCBI's taxonomy places the organism in Eukaryota, Viridiplantae, Streptophyta, Magnoliopsida, Ranunculales, Papaveraceae. Gene Ontology annotation, cellular component: mitochondrion; cytosol. The transcript is spliced from 9 exons. Gene Ontology annotation, molecular function: fructokinase activity; glucokinase activity; D-glucose binding. The coding region runs from base 162 to 1661 and encodes 499 amino acids. The record is from RefSeq and is a predicted model, not a curated record.
AACAUUCAUGGAGAAAUACUCGUUCUUCUCCCUUCAAUCCGACACUAUCGGGAUUACUCGUUCUCCCUCACGUUCCCAUCACCAUCCCUCAUUUCCAAUCCCAUGAAUUAACUCCAUUCUACGUUUCACGCAUUCAGCAAGAUCACUAGAGAAAGGGGGAGAUGAAAAAGGAAGUGGUAGUGGUAGGGGUGGUGGCGACACUAGCAACGGUGACGGCAACGGUGGUACUGGUAAGAAGAUGGAGAAGGAGUAGUGAGAGUCGUUGGAGACGAACACAACGUAUUCUUCGAACAUUGGCUUCGCAAUGUGCAACUCCAUUAUCAAAGUUGGAGCAAAUUGCCGAGGAAUUGGUGGUUGAUAUGAAAUCUGGUCUUUCUUAUUCUGAUGGAAGAAGUAAACUCCCUAUGAUCAUUUCUUACGUUGAUUCUCUUCCCACCGGCUACGAAGGUGGAAUAUACUAUGGACUGAAUUUGAGUGGAACUGAAUUUCGAGCAUCCCGAAUUCAACUAGGAGGAAAAACAGCUCGUAUUGUUAACCAAGAAUCAAUAACCAUUCCAAUUCCACCACACUUAUCUGUUCAGUCUUUGCACCAGGAAGUCUUUGAUUACAUUGCUAUGGAAGUUGGCAAAUUCUUCUCCACGUCGAAUGAAAAUUUCCCUGCUCUAACACAAGGACAGAAUAAGAAACUUGGAUUCACUUAUUCGUUUCCUGUGGAUGAAGACACAACAUCACUGGAAUCUGGAAUUAAGUGGAAGAAGUUCUCCAUCAAUGAUCCAGAGGGAAAAGCAAUGGUGGACGAUAUGAACAAAGCCCUGGAAACACAUGGUGUAAACAUGCAAGUUUCCGCAAUGGUGGAUGAGACGGUUGGUAACUUGGUCGGUGAUAGAUGCUACAACACUGAGGUUGUAGCUGCUGUCACCCUAGCUAUGGGGACUAAUGCUGCAUAUAUAGAGCAGAAAAGUGCAGUUUCCAAAUGGAAUGAUCCAUCAACAACGUCGGCAGAAAUGGUUAUCGAUGUGGAAUGGGGAAGUUUCAAUUCUUCUAAUCUUUCGUUAACAAAAGAAUUUGAUGUAUGUUUAGACGCUAAAAGUUCGAAUCCUGGUGAACAGAUUUUUGAGAAGCUUAUCUCAGGAAUGUAUUUGGGAGAAAUAGUUAGACUGGUGUUGUUGAAAAUGGCCAAAGAAACUGCUCUUUUUGGUGACACUGUCCCUCCUAAGCUAAGCAAUCCUUAUGUGUUAAGGUCUCCUGAUAUGGCUGCCAUGCAUCAAGAUACAUCAGAGGGCCGUGAAGUCGUCGGCGAAAAAUUGAAGGAAAUUUUUGAGAUAACGGUUUCCACUCCAAUGGUAAGAGAGGUUGUAGCGGACGUUUGUGACAUAGUGGUAGAGCGUGCAGCCCGUUUAGCUGGAGCUGGGAUAGUGAGUAUUUUGAAAAAACUCGGUCGAACUGAUGCAACUCAAAAAAGUGUAGUGACAGUAGAAGGUGGCUUAUAUCAACACUAUCGACUCUUCCGAAAUUAUUUACAUAGCUGUGUUUGGGAAAUGCUGGGAAGCUCUGAAAAUGUUGUUAUUGAGAAUUCUAAUGGCGGUUCUGGAAUUGGAGCUGUUUUUCUUGCUGUUUCAAACUCAAAACCAAUACAAGAGAGUACCCCUCCUAGCUCAUAGGUACUGUUCAUUUUGCGAACCAUGAGUUUUUCUUUGAAGAAGUGAGACAUUAUUUUUUUCCUUCUUAAUUGCUACACAUUUUUCUCUUUUCAUUUUCUCUUGUAUCGUUUUUGCUCAAUUCUUAUUUGGGGUGACAAAUGACAAUAUGACUAUCAUUAAACUUACAAGUUUACAAGAACUAAUUAGUUGAACUGUA